AUGGAUGUCUCAUGGGCUUCACGGAUGGUGGCAGACUUGCGGCCUCCCCUUCAUGCAGUCAAGGUGCUACCAACGAAGAUGCUGGAAAGCGAACGCAUGAGGCGAACGCGAGCAGCAAUGUGGAUUUAUGGCUCAUCUGUCCUGCUGACGAUCAUGUGCCUGAAGCUGCUACCUCUGAUGCAAAGGUGCUGUCAGCGCCAACGGAAAGUCGAGGCCGGAUAUCAGCUGCUUGGCCAGGGUGCGUCAGAAGAAUUGACCGAGGAAGGAGAGGCUAAACCAGAUGAGGAUCACGAGGAUGCUGUGGAGGCGCCCGAAGAAGAACGAGCGCACCGCCUUACCGUUGGCUUUGUGGUGUACCACAUGACCUACACAUACCUGGGCUUGGCGCUGGUAUUUUGGGCGUGCCGAAAGGGAUACCUCAAUGCCUAUGGAAUGGAUUGGGAGAUCUAUUCCUUCUGGCUUAUUGAGACCAUCGCAACCCACUUGAUCUGCGGAGCUUCUCCAGCAAAGUUCCUCAGCGCAAUUAUGCCCGUCCUCAGUGAGCGCUAUGACCUCGUCAAAGACACUGUGUCCAUUGGCAUCUACGCAAACCUUGGGCACCCAGCAGGUUACGCUUGCAGUGCGGUCGUCAUAUUGACCAUGAUUGUCCCGAACAUCUUCAAUUACAUGGAUCCUGCCACAGAGCAGCUUAUGAGGGCUUCCUACUGGCCCAUACCGGCAGACCAAGCUCAGGUAGUGGAUGAGGAUGAUGACGUUCAGCAGCGAGGCAUGUUUCACCGAUUCAAGGUCUUUUGCGCAAAGCAAAUGGAAGACACCACGCGAGAGCAUCGUCGUGUGCUGUGCUUGUUGGAGGACUUGCCACAGCUUGCCGUGGCGUUGUUCUUCACCGCCUACUCACGCUACACCGAAGGUGCGGCGAUCUCGCCCUUCAUUGCCUUGAACAUCGUGAUCGCCGUCGCCAAGACGUGUGGCAUUUUUCUGGGCAGGGGAAUUUGUUUGACCUGGAUGGUCAUGAACAAAGUGCCAUGGCCAAUGGACUGCAUUACCCAGAGGAAUUUGGAGGACGUCGUGUGGUUCAGUGGCUACUACGGCGAAGCCGGGGAGGCCGAGAUGCUCCGCGUGCUCAAGGAAGUGGUUCGUUCGGAUGACACACCCAGAAGCCUUCGGCAGACAGCCGAACGACAUCUGUGGAGCAGGGUCGAAGAGUUGCAGGAGACCUACGGUUUCCCCUUUAGCUCGUCGGAGUCGCAGUUUGGCGUGGAUUUGGUGCAGCAUGCGAAGGGCCAAAGGGCGUGUGAAGCAGUUGUGGCGUACUGUGCCAGCAAAGCCCUGUCCUUUCAGGAGGCCAGUUCAAUGCUUUCCAAGUGGCAGGUGUUUGCACCCAUAAACAGUGACCGAAGCCCAAGGAGUGAAGUUUUGCUUACGUGGAGAGUGUUAGUUGAAGGAAGCCUUGCUUUUGAGUCACGCCGGAUCGGUCGCGAUCCAAUACAUCUGUUGGCCGAACCCUUGAAGAUGUUGAAGUCGGACAGUUCGGAAGAGGAAAAAACGCGGGCCAUCAUUUUGUUGGGAGGGAUGUGCACAAAGGAGGCAGCCAGAGCAGUGCUUUCCUACAAUGUCAACUUAUCCCAUGCUGAUGACGAGGUCCGAGCUGCUGUUUGUCGGUCUCUUGCAUGGGCUUCAGAGGACGACUUUGCAAAACACUCGGAGGCGCUUGUGCGGACAGCGUUCGAGGAUGAAAACUCUGAUGCCCGCCAGUGUGCAUGGGUGGUUCUAGGAUUGAAGCGAGAUCUUGGCGUGAAGCUGGUAGAAAAGCAGUUAGCUCAGGGCAACUACGCCGACCAAGAAUCGGAUUUGCUCCUGCGAUCUCUUUUCGCAGUCCAGUGGCUUGGAGAAGAUGCAGAUGUUCUUUGGGAUGACAAGGUUCUUCAAUUGAUUGAAGAUUCAGACCUUUGGCCUGCCCGCCAAGACUCAGGAAGUUGUCUUCGAGACACUGCGGAGACUUUGUUGAAGUGUGGCCGUAUGGAUCGGCUGACAAACAUUUUGCCAAAACUCUUGCUGGAGUGCAAGCACGAUGAGCGUGGACAGCGCUUGGUGGGUUUGGCUGCUGUGAUCAAAGGGCCAAAGCCUAGGAUCGUGGAUGUAAUUCUGCAGUUGCUGGUGUCUGUUACAGUAACAGAUGCCAACGGAGGCUGGCUACAUUAUUUGUUGCAGACUGCCAAAGCCCUUGUUCCAGAAUUCAAUGAGAAGCAUGUGAACUCCCUCCUUGGAGUCAUUGAGCAAGAUUCUUCCCCUGUGCUUUUGCAGCUUAAAGCUUCGGAAUUAUUGGGAGAGCUGAGGAAACGACAGUGGGAUGUUUCACUACCUGUGUCGCUGAUUGAGAAGCAUUUUGAGAAUGAAGACACCACUGUCCUCACUCGCGUUUGCGCAGUGCUUCAAGCAUGGGGAACCAUCUCCGAAUCGUUGCCUUUGUUGCCUCACUUGGCAAAGCUUCUGCAACACAGCAAUGAGUCGGUGCGAGCGGCUGCGUUUGAGACUUUUGGCAACUUCGAUGCCAUUCCAAGUCUCAAGCCACACAUUCCAGCGCUGCUAGCAGCCUGUCUGGGCACCGAUCCAGAGACAGGAAUCUUCUAUGCAGCAUUUCGUGCUGUGCGGCGGCUCGACAUCUUCAGCAAUGAUUUGGUUGACGAGGAGUCAAAGCAGAAGGUGCUCGACAGUGCGCAUCGCCUGAAUGAUCCCGACCGGCAGGUUCGAACGAGGGCACGCACACUUGUUCAGCUUCUUCCGACAGAUGAGAUAGACUCCGAUCUUGUGAAAGACAUUACUAGGACCAGCUUUCGCAAAGAUGAUCCACUUUCUUUCGAGACCUUCAACCUUGGACAGAAGGGACAGGCAGCUCUUCGAACCUUGAUUGAAGAAAAGUCCAAAGAGCUUUGCUUCGAGAGGCUUUUGCUUUGGACGAUCGAGUCCAUCGACAGUUUGCAGCGUGACGACCCCCGAGCAGAGGCUUUGGUUUACUACAUGCUCAAUGACAGUGCCCCACACGUUGCAGCCAAAGCGCUGCAGAGAUGCUUCGGCAAGAAGACCGUGGAGCUUCCAGGGGUCGCCGAAGCUUUACCCGCUGUGGCCUUCAAACGCUUGGCGCCAGCUGCAGAGUGGUUGGAUCGGAGAGUCUGGCUGGCUCUGAAAGCACCGUAG
Messenger RNA from Durusdinium trenchii, 3195 nucleotides. The record is from the annotation of a GenBank genome assembly. Lineage: Eukaryota; Dinophyceae; Suessiales; Symbiodiniaceae.